Molecule: messenger RNA, 1896 nt
Organism: Bombus pascuorum
Lineage: Eukaryota; Metazoa; Arthropoda; Insecta; Hymenoptera; Apidae
Gene: Tsen2
Product: tRNA-splicing endonuclease subunit Sen2
Exons: 4
Coding region: 469-1824 (451 amino acids)
Biological process (GO): tRNA-type intron splice site recognition and cleavage; tRNA splicing, via endonucleolytic cleavage and ligation
Cellular component (GO): tRNA-intron endonuclease complex
Molecular function (GO): tRNA-intron lyase activity; nucleic acid binding
Source: RefSeq, a predicted model, not a curated record
UGGCACUAACAGCAAGCAAAAAUUUUAACUAAUAAAAGUGGUAGAUGGCAUCACAAUACCCUUCCUGUUUUUUAUUUAAAAUUUUAUAAACAAUAAUUUAAAAAAAAUAUAUAUAUUUAAUUUAUGCUAUAUUCAACACAAAAACCAUAUUAAUUAUCCUGUGUCGUGUCUUUUUUUGCAAAGGAGGAAUAAAAACUAUUACUUCAAAUUCGAAAAUUCUGUAGUGGAAGACACUUUGUUACGUUGAUGACAAGUUUAAAGACUUGUAUUAAGUAAUAAGUUACGAUAUUAAUAAAAAAUUAUUAAUACAAAGCAAAAUCUGUGUUGCCGUAAUACAUAUCUAUGCAUAGAGUUCUAAAUGGGGAAUAAAUUAAUCUAUACUAUAAAAAUAAUAAAUUUAAGAAAACUCACAAUAUAAAAUGUUUAAUUAUUGUUAUAUAGUUUAGUAUUAUCAAAUAUAAUCACAAAAUGAAUUUACGAGAACCAAAGAAAAAACGACGUAUGAAAUUAACAGAACAAUUACCACUUCCUAUUGUGAUAGGUAAUCAGGAUGAGUGGACUACAUAUACUGCUCAUCUCACCGAUUUAGGAUCUUGUAUAAUUGAUCCAAAUGAAAUUGUUGCAGUACAUUCUAUGGGCUUUUUUGGAAAAGGUUCUUUGUCACGUGGCUUUCCUUCAUUUGGAAAAACACAAUACGGAGCUCCUCCAGUUAUAAGAAACAGACAAUGGCUUCGCAGACAGGAAUGGUUAAAACAAUUUAAUGAACUUAGCAUGGAGCCUAAUAGCACACAAACAAAUCCAGAGGAAAACAAGUGUGAAAUUAUUGUUAUUAACAGUUAUUCUAGAAGUCCCAAUGAUGAUGAUGUCGAAUUAUUGUCAGUGAAAAUCAGUCCAACAAAACAAAAUACUCCAGAUAUAAUUGAAAUAGAUACAAAUUCUGCUCAUUUAGAUGAAAAACACAAAAAGAAUCAACAAACUGAUGAAGAGUUAAAAGUAGAUGGUACAAUUUCAAAUUCCACAAAAGAGGAUGAUGCAUUGAUUAUUAUAGAAAACAAAUCUAACAAAAAAGGUAACAAUAUUGAUAAUAAUCAAAAAGGAUCCAUUGAAAAUGAAGAGAAAUCUCCUUCAAGUUUUAGUUUAAAAGAAAAUGAUAUAUGUUUUACUGAAAAUAAUUUAGAUGUUCAAAACAAAUUACUUGUGUUACCAGAUAGUGACUCGGAAACUGAAAAUUAUUUACAAAAAAUUAAACCUAAAAUUGAAUGUGAAAAUUUUCCUAUUCAAGAAACUCUUCAUCUUACAUUUGAAGAAACAUUUUUUCUUUUGUAUGGUUUAGGUUGUUUAAAUUUAAUAGACUUUGAUGGUAAUUUAUUAGAUAUUGAUAGUGCUUGGCAUAUUUUCUGCAAAACUGAUAAAAAUUUUAUAUCAAAAUAUGUUGUAUAUCAUUACUUUCGAAGCAAAGGAUGGGUAGUAAAACCUGGACUUAAAUAUGGUGGAGAUUUUUUAUUAUAUAAACAAGGACCACCAUUUUAUCAUGCAUCUUACAUUGUAAUAAUAGACACUUUAGAUAGUGAUACCUUAGUCACAAAUCAAGAUAAACGUAUGCAUAAAUUAACAUGGAACAGUUUAUUAGGACUGGAAAGAUUAUCAGAAACUGCUGCAAAGGAAAUAUUAUUUGCACAAGUUUUAUGGCCAUCUUCAACUUUGCAAACAUCUGAUUCAUUAAAUGUGGAUAUGCUUCCUGAAUUUUCUGUGAGAGAAUUAUUAUGGCGAAGAUGGAAUCCUAAACAUAAAGAUAUAGAAGAGGAAGAUGAUGAUUCAUAUUGAUUUGAUAUUUAACAUGUUUAUUAUUGUUGUAAAUGUAUACAUGUAUAAAUUUAGAACCACUAUUUUUAUAUA